AUGGGGGUCACUAUUACAAGGGAAAAGGAAGAGAAUUUCAUGCUGGAUUCAGAAAGAGAAAAGGAGCUCAAAGCCUUUGAUGACACAAAACUUGGAGUAAAAGGACUUGUUGAUGCAGGGAUCACUAAGAUUCCAAGUUUUUUUUAUCAUCCACCUGAUAAAUUCAAGAAGGCCUCAGAUUUAGGCUAUGAAGAUUAUAUUAUUCCCAUUAUAGACCUUGCAAAUAUUCAUGAAGAUCCUAGUGAAAGAAAAAUGGUUGUUGAAAUAGUUAGAGAAGCAUCAGAGACAUGGGGUUUCUUUCAGAUUGUGAAUCAUGGCAUCCCAAUCAGUAUUUUGGAGGAGAUGAUAAAUGGGGUGCUAAGAUUUUAUGAGCAAGAUAGUGAGAUCAAGAAGGAUUUUUAUACUAGAGAGCUAAGACCCUUUAUGUACCAUAGCAAUUAUAAUUUAUAUACCACAGCUGCUACUACUUGGAAGGAUUCUUUCUUCUGCAACAUUGCUCCUAAUGCCCCUAAACCAGAAGACUUGCCAGCUGUAUCCAGAGACAUACUACUGGAAUACUCAAAAGAAGUGAUGAAAUUAGGGACUUUAUUAUUUGAGUUAUUAUCAGAAGCUCUUGAUCUGGAUCCAACCUACUUAAUAGAUAUUGGUUGCACCGAGGGUCUUUUUGCUUUUAGCCAUUACUAUCCUGCUUGUCCUGAACCAGAAUUAACUUUGGGAACUGCAAAACAGGCUGAUAUUGAUUUCAUUACAGUGCUUCUACAAGACCAUAUAGGUGGCCUCCAAGUUCUUCAUCAAGACAUGUGGAUAGAUUUACCCCCUGUACCUGGGGCACUAGUUAUUAACAUUGGCGAUUUUUUGCAGCUUAUCUCAAAUGACAAAUUCAAGAGUGCUAAACACAGAGUAUUGGCCAAUCCUAUAGGUCCAAGAGUCUCUAUGGCAUGCUUUUUUAGCACAGGUCUUCAUCCGAAUUCAAGGAUUUAUAGUCCCAUCAAAGAUCUAUUAUCUGAAGACAAUCCAGCAAAAUACAAAGAAAUUUCAAUUGCAGAUUUUAUAUCUCACUAUAGUAAAAAUUGUAUGAAUGGUGAUUCUCCUCUACUGCAUUUCAGGAUUUGA
Messenger RNA from Abrus precatorius (Indian licorice), 1113 nucleotides. RefSeq names its product 1-aminocyclopropane-1-carboxylate oxidase homolog 1-like. The record is from RefSeq and is a predicted model, not a curated record. Bases 1 to 1113 code for a protein of 370 amino acids. Lineage: Eukaryota; Viridiplantae; Streptophyta; Magnoliopsida; Fabales; Fabaceae. The transcript is spliced from 3 exons.